Paraphaeosphaeria sporulosa is the source of this 891-nucleotide messenger RNA. Its product is annotated as chromatin associated protein KTI12. The record is from RefSeq and is a predicted model, not a curated record. NCBI's taxonomy places the organism in Eukaryota, Fungi, Ascomycota, Dothideomycetes, Pleosporales, Didymosphaeriaceae. The coding region runs from base 1 to 891 and encodes 296 amino acids. The transcript has 4 exons.
AUGCCCCUCCUGGUCAUCUCGGGGUAUCCCUCGGCGGGCAAGACCACACGCGCCCAGCAGCUGAAGGAUUUCUUCGAGGCCAGGAUCGCCAGCGAGAGCGCCGAUGCGCGAUCCAGCAAGCUCAAGGUCCACCUCAUCAACGACCAGUCUCUUGGCGUGUCCCGUGGGGUAUAUCACACGGCUAAGGCUGAAAAGGACGCCCGCGCGGAGGAGUAUUCUGCCGUAAAGAGGGUGCUCUCCCGUGACGACAUCGUCAUCGCCGACGGCCUAAACUACAUCAAAGGUUUUCGCUAUCAACUCAACUGCGAGGCCAAGGCCGUUCAGACUACCAGCUGCGUCGUGCACGUAGGAUUGACCGCCGACAAAUGUCGCGAAAUCAACAACAAGCUGCUUGCAGACAAAGAUCAAGAUGGAGGGUACGCCCAAGACGACUUUGAGAAUCUGAUCUUCCGGUAUGAGGAGCCCAACGGCAUGGCGAGGUGGGACAGCCCGCUAUUCACCGUAGUCGAAGAGGAUGCCACACCCCCCUUCGAGCAGAUAUGGGACGCUCUGGUCGGCAGCGACGGCAAAGGGAAAGUUGUACGACCGAACCAGGCAACUGUACUGAAACCAGCCACAGAGCAAAACUACCUCUACGAACUCGACAAGACCACCUCGGACAUCCUGGCCCAGAUCAUGACUUACCAAAAGGACCAUCCAGGCGAAGGCGGCGGCGAGGUACUUGUCCAGGACGUUGACAAACCCAUUGAACUCCCCGCAAACCCCAUGACGCUCCCCCAGCUGCAGCGCAUCCGCCGCCAGUUCAUCACGCUGAACCGCCAGCACAGCUUCUCCAAGUCGCGGAUAAAGGAGAUAUUCGUCAACUACCUCAACGACCAGUUCUUGCGGUGA